Messenger RNA from Toxorhynchites rutilus septentrionalis, 1995 nucleotides. RefSeq names its product Golgi resident protein GCP60. The record is from RefSeq and is a predicted model, not a curated record. Lineage: Eukaryota; Metazoa; Arthropoda; Insecta; Diptera; Culicidae. Gene Ontology annotation, molecular function: fatty-acyl-CoA binding. Gene Ontology annotation, cellular component: Golgi membrane. The coding region runs from base 267 to 1676 and encodes 469 amino acids. The transcript has 6 exons.
AAACAACUGACAGUUCAGCUCCGUGAAAAUUCAUUGCACUUCUUUUCCAGAACAUCAGCAAAAUGUACGUGUAAGCAAUCGGUGGAGUUGAACUUUUCCAAUUUGUUUUGCUCAGGCGGUGGCCCACAACAAACAGCAUUUACAGGCUUGUGUUUCCAGUUUGUCAAAGCAUCAUUGCUUCUAUAUUGUACGAUUUGCGGGCUGCAUUGAUAAUACCGUGAGUGGGAGACGACAUCACCACUAUAAGUUUGUGAUAGCGACGGAACAUGAUAAGUGCGGAUAACGUUGAGCAGUCACUCAGACAGCUCGCACUGGAAAGUAGCUGUAAUGGUAACGGUUUCGACAGCGAGGAUAGCAAGAUCCUCAAGUGGAACCUGCCACUGAGGGAACUGUAUAAAAUGGCCUGUAGCUUCUAUAAGGAAAAGUCCGGCAAGGCUAUCCAUUUAAGUUACGAAGAUAACCUGAAGCUGGUUGCGUUCACGCAACAGGCGGCUCAUGGCCCACUGGAUGUGGCCAAAACCCCACAAUUGGGUAUGUUCGAUGUCAUCGGGAAGGAUCGUCGAAUCGCAUGGCAACACUUAGGAACUAUAACGAAACUGCAGGCUAUGGAGGGUUUCAUUGAUUUGUUGGAUCGACUGUGUCCAUUGUUCAAACCUUAUGUGGAAGCCAUCAAGAAGGAUCGGGAGGAGAAAAUUCGUCAGGCCCAAUUAGAGGAAGCUCGCCGGAGAGAACAGCAGGAGAAGGAGAAGGAGACAUUAGCCGAACUGAAGAGAAUGGAAGACGAAAGGAACAGGGAGGAAAUGCAGAGGCGCCAGUUGCAGGAUGCUUUGAACCAGCAAACGUAUCACCAGUUCAAGGACUACGCUGAGAAGCAAUUCCCUGGAAAUCCGGAACAACAAGCAGUACUCAUCAGACAAUUGCAGAACGAGCAUUAUCACCAGUAUAUGCAACAGCUGCAGGCGCAGGUCUCCAGUAACUAUUCACAAAUGAGGGCUAGUGGGGAAAGCGAGUCGGAAUUGAAUGGCAGCGGUUUUGAGUAUCCCGCUGGGCAACAUCAGGAUCAGACAAUAAGCGCCAAAGAAAAUAGCCAACUCGAGUACAAAGAGCAGUGCGAUAGUGACGAAGAGUCCGGAGAGUACGCUGUUAUAAGCCCCGCCAAUAUGUGGACCAAAUCGGACAUUAAACUGUUUAAACAAGAGGUAACAUCCGGGAAAGGAGAUGGAGUAAUUCGCGUUUGUCAUGGCGAUACCAUAACUGUUCGAGUUCCAACGCACGAAGGGGGCUCCUGCCUGUUCUGGGAGUUUGCUACUGACAAUUAUGAUAUCGGUUUUGGUGUAUACUUUGAGUGGGGCAAACCAUCGACCACAGAAGUUUCGGUACACAUUAGCGAAAGUGAUGAAGACGAGGAUACUCUUGAAGAUGAUGAUGUGGUCUGUGCGGAGGACCUUGAGUGCGGCGUUCAACAGCAGAAACAGUACAAUAGUAGCAGCAGCUCUUCGGUCAAUAGGAACCCAAUAUCUAUCAUCGUGCCCAUCUAUCGGCGCGAGUGUCAAACGGAAGUAUACGCCGGCUCUCACAGCUACCCCGGAGAGGGAACAUAUCUCCUCAAGUUCGACAAUAGCUACAGCUUGUGGCGUUCGAAAACGUUGUACUAUAAGGUGUUCUACACGCGAUAAUCAGCUGUAGUCGUGCAAAAAUCACUUGCAUUUCACGGAUUGGUUACUUUCGGCUCGUUUUCUAAGAAGACACAUAAUUUCAAGACGUACAUUUUCCUAACGUACUGUGCUGUCCACGAUCGCACAACUGUCCCGUCAAUGAUUUGUUCGAACAAAGUAGAUUAUCACGAAAGAUGUUUGUGAGCAUAAAUAGAACGUGUUCAGAUCGUAAACUGUGGAACACUUAUUUCCGAAAGGAGUUGUUUGAUAGUUUAAUAGAUUUUAACACUACUGUAUAUCGCAUAAUACAAAAAAAGGGAAUAAACGAACUGCGAUGAGA